Molecule: messenger RNA, 1427 nt
Organism: Physeter macrocephalus (sperm whale)
Lineage: Eukaryota; Metazoa; Chordata; Mammalia; Artiodactyla; Physeteridae
Gene: RANBP3
Product: RAN binding protein 3
Exons: 10
Biological process (GO): protein export from nucleus
Cellular component (GO): cytoplasm; nuclear pore
Molecular function (GO): GTPase activator activity
Source: RefSeq, a predicted model, not a curated record
UGUUCCGGUGACGAGGGCGCUGCCAAGACCUCGCCCCUCCCCUCCCUGAGAGAUGGCUCGUCUCGCUUCUCAGGGCUGACGUGUUGCUUCUUUUCAGUUGUUGUGUUUGCUUGUUUUAACCAGGAGAAAGACUCCCAGGAAGAUGAGUCUAGUGGUGCUUCUGAGGAGAGCUGCAAGAAGAAGGAGCAGGCCGCACAGCAGGCGUUUGUGUUUGGGCAGAACCUGAGAGACAGAGUUAAGUUAAUAAAUGAGAACGCUGAAGUAGUGGACAUGGAGAACUCCGGACACCCCAGUUCAGAAGCACCAGCCGCCACCAACUACUUCCUUCAGUACAUCAGCUCCAGUUUAGAGAGCUCAGCCAACAGUGCCGACGCCGCCAGCAGCAAAUUCAUAUUUGGCCAGAACAUGAGUGAGCGCGUGUUGAGCCCGCCCAAGUUAAACGAGGUCAGCCCAGAUGCCAACAGAGAAAACACAGUGGCCGAGUCCGGGUCCGAGUCCUCAUCCCAGGAGGCCACUCCCGAGAAAGCUAAUAACAUUGCAGAGUCCCUGGCCGAGUCGGCAGCCGCCUACACCAAGGCAACGGCGCGGAAGUGCUUGCUGGAGAAGGUGGAGGUGAUCACUGGGGAGGAGGCCGAGAGCAACGUGCUGCAGAUCCAGUGUAAGCUGUUUGUCUUUGACAAGACCUCGCAGUCGUGGGUGGAGAGAGGCCGGGGGCUGCUCAGACUCAACGACAUGGCAUCGACUGACGAUGGGACGUUGCAGUCCCGACUAGUGAUGCGGACCCAGGGCAGCCUGCGGCUGAUCCUCAACACCAAGCUGUGGGCCCAGAUGCAGAUGGACAAGGCCAGUGAGAAGAGCAUCCGCAUCACGGCCAUGGACACUGAGGACCAGGGCGUGAAGGUCUUCCUGAUUUCGGCCAGCUCCAAGGACACGGGCCAGCUGUACGCGGCCCUGCACCACCGCAUCCUGGCCCUGCGCAGCCGCGUGGAGCAGGAGCAGGAGGCCAGGACGCCGGCCCCCGAGCCCGGGGCGGCCCCAUCCAACGAGGACGACAGUGACGACGACGACGUCCUGGCUCCGUCGGGGGCCACCGGAGGCGGCGCUGGCGACGAAGGGGACGGGCAGACGGCCGGGAGCACAUAGCGCCGGGAGCCGGCUGCCCACGAGCCUGCUGCUUUGUCCGUCUGUCUGCCCGCCCGCCCGCCCCUCCCUCCGGCAGCGUCGAGGCGCGGGGCUCGGGAACCACACUCCCCGCCGGGUGGCCACAGUCUGGAUCCGCGCGUCCCGUUCAGAAGCAGACUCGGGAACUGCCUGAAUGUGGUUUGGGACACGAACCUCAUCAUAUUGAUGAGCAAAACGAAAAAGAACAUUUCUUCCCUCCCCACCUUGAAUUGAAAUGGCACAUUAAGACUUGUCACGGCUUCUCA